Messenger RNA from Aspergillus calidoustus, 912 nucleotides. The record is from the annotation of a GenBank genome assembly. Lineage: Eukaryota; Fungi; Ascomycota; Eurotiomycetes; Eurotiales; Aspergillaceae.
AUGCGAUGGGGUUGCGUGUUGUUGUUGGAUGAAGCUGAUGUCUUCCUUGGGGAGCGCAUACAGGGAAAUAUUGUCCAGAAUAGUUUGGUUUCAGUCUUUCUACGGGUGCUGGAAUAUUACUCUGGCGUCCUGAUUCUAACCACAAACCGCGUGGGACAAUUCGACGAGGCCGCCACGUCCCGGAUUCACUGCGCCUUGUACUACCCUCCCUUCAGCAAAAGGAGAGCCCUCGAAGUGUGGCAGAAGAACGUAGACCGACUUAAGCGCGAUAAUGAAACCUCCAAGGUCCCGAUUGAGCUGAACGAAAAGAGGAUAAUGAAAUUUGCGGAGGCACAAUGGGAAGCCGGGAGUCGGUGGAAUGGCCGCCAGAUCAAGAACGCAUUCCAGACUGCCGUGGCACUGGCAGAUUGGGACAGCCUGAAGAAACCCAAGGACGGGCCAUCGGCGCCAAAGCUGCGGACAAAACACUUCCAAGCUGUUGUCAAGACCAGCAACCAUUUUGAGUCGUAUCUGACUCAGGUGCGAAGGUCGGAUCCUGAGCGUGCGAAGAUGCACGGCCUGCGGCGGGACGAUCUCAAGCAAACCCGGGCGUCAAAGAAAAGAUCUCCACCAAAGUGGCCAGGCGCGGAGGAGUCUGACAGUUCCAUGGUGAAGAGGAGGAAGAGGGGCGCACUGAGAGUGAUAGCGAGAGUGACAGUGAGAGCAAGAGCGAAAGCGAGCCGGAACCACCCAAGAAGAAAAGGUCGAAGAAGAGCAAGGCAAAAAGUGAAGGCGAAGGGGAAGGUCAAGACAAAGGAAAAGAGCAAGAAGGAUUCCCAGUCCAAGAAGUCGUCUUCCAAGUCCAAGAAGGCGCCGGAACCAUCAGAGUCUAGUUCAUCAGAGAGCGAUGGUGAAGAGAGCGGAGAUAAGUAG